Messenger RNA from Exophiala xenobiotica, 744 nucleotides. RefSeq lists its product as uncharacterized. The coding region runs from base 1 to 744 and encodes 247 amino acids. NCBI's taxonomy places the organism in Eukaryota, Fungi, Ascomycota, Eurotiomycetes, Chaetothyriales, Herpotrichiellaceae. The transcript has 2 exons. The record is from RefSeq and is a predicted model, not a curated record. Gene Ontology annotation, molecular function: ATP-dependent chromatin remodeler activity; ATP binding.
AUGGAAGUGGACAAAAUUGCUGGUGUACCUCACCUAAUCGUUGUGCCAGGUCUCUUGGACAACUGGAAGAAGCACUUGAGGGAUUUCCUCGAUACAAAUCACCCAAAGUUUCCAAAAAUUCUGAUAUACCAUGGCGACGGUCGCAAUGGCAGAGACGAAGAGAACCUCAAGGACUUCGACAUCAUCGUGACCACCUACAAAAUCGUCAAAAGUGAGCAACAAGACUACGAGAGCUACAGGAGACUGAUGUGGCAACAUAUGCGUCCCCUUGUGGAAUCUGACCAGGAAGCAGCGCAAUUGGCAGCUGGGAAUGUACACAUAAGACCAGGACAUGACACGACACCGCUACUGGCCCUCCCAAGAGAGCCACCGAAAGGUCAAUGGCCUCUUGCAAACCUCAAGUUUCACAUCUUGACAUUGGAUGGAGUCCACGAAAUCAAAACCCAGAGUACUCGAGAUUUCCAGGAGAUCAUCAACCUGCAUGCCAACUUCGUAUCCACGGUCAGCAGAAGCCGUCUGAACAAUUCAUAUGAGGAUAUGAGCUCAAUUUGCAGGUUGAUCAAGCUGUCGCCGUUGAACAACAGUCAAACAUUCGACAAGUACUUCCGAGAAGGCGUUAUCAAGGAGAAAUGGCCUACCAACACGAUUACCGGAAAAUGGACUCAUUAUGAGAGAUUCGCCAUGUUGAGGGAAAUCCUGAACGGAAGGAGCGUUCAGAGAGAGAGAGAGAACUGCGAAAUUUGA